Orycteropus afer afer is the source of this 753-nucleotide messenger RNA. The record is from RefSeq and is a predicted model, not a curated record. NCBI's taxonomy places the organism in Eukaryota, Metazoa, Chordata, Mammalia, Tubulidentata, Orycteropodidae.
AUGGCUUCAGCUGGAUGUCACAUCACCAUGGUGAUCGCGGACUACCUGAGGGAGAGAAACCUUAUGAAUGUGAGGAGAGAGAAGUCGUAUACAUGCUUCGAGUGUGGGAAAGGCUUCUGGCGGAUUUCAGACCUUCAUAGUCACAAGAAAGUCCACACUGGAGAGAGGCCCUAUGUAUGUGAUGUGUGUGGAAAAGGCUUUAUCUUUAGCUCUGACCUUCUCAUUCAUCAGAGAGUCCACACAGGAGAGAAACCCUAUAAAUGUGCUGAGUGUGGCAAAGCCUUCAGUUACAGCUCAGUACUUCUCAUUCAUCAGAGGGUCCACACAGGCGAGAAACCUUAUAAGUGUGAAGAGUGUGGCAAGGGUUUUAGAUGUACCUCAAAUCUUUACAUCCAUCAGCGAGUCCACACAGGAAAGAAACCCUAUACAUGUGAUGAGUGUGGCAAGGUUUUCAGUUACAGCUCAAAUCUUCGUACCCAUCAGAGAUUGCACACAGGAGAGAAACCCUACACAUGUUUUGAGUGUGGAAAGUCCUUCAGUCAGAGCUCCCACCUUCAAGGCCAUCAGAGGGUCCAUACUGGAGAGAAGCCCUAUAAGUGUGAAGUGUGUGGGAAGGGCUUUAGUCAGAGCUCCUCCCUUCAGGUUCAUCAGAGAGUCCACACACGAGAGAGACCCUAUAAGUGUGAGGAGUGUGGGAAAAGCUACAGUCGAAGCUCAUGUCUGCGGAUUCAUCAGAGAGUGCAUUUUAAGUGA